Colletes gigas is the source of this 3009-nucleotide messenger RNA. It is a transcript of the gene okr, whose product is annotated as DNA repair and recombination protein RAD54-like. Gene Ontology annotation, molecular function: ATP-dependent chromatin remodeler activity; flavin adenine dinucleotide binding; tRNA dihydrouridine synthase activity. Gene Ontology annotation, cellular component: nucleus. Gene Ontology annotation, biological process: double-strand break repair via synthesis-dependent strand annealing; reciprocal meiotic recombination; tRNA processing. Lineage: Eukaryota; Metazoa; Arthropoda; Insecta; Hymenoptera; Colletidae. The transcript has 12 exons. The coding region runs from base 130 to 2742 and encodes 870 amino acids. The record is from RefSeq and is a predicted model, not a curated record.
AAUGUUUCCAUGAAAGAGAUGAGGAUAUUGAAUGAAAAAAGGUACACUUAUUGUUUGGAAGGUACAUAUUGCUAAUAAAAUAUUGUAUUAUAUAAUUUUCUUUGGUAUAAUAUAUAAAAACAAAUUAAAAUGUCAACCGAUAUGUUAGAAAUGUUAAAAGAACCAAGAAUGAUAAAAGUAUGUGCACCAAUGGUCAGAUACAGCAAACUGCAAUUUAGGACAUUAGUAAGGAAUUAUGAUUGCGACAUAUGUUUUACACCUAUGAUCUUAGCUGAUUCGUUUAUACGAUCCGAUAAAGCCAGGGAUAAUGAAUUUUCAACCAAUAAUGAAGAUAAACCAUUAGUUGUUCAAUUUGCCGCAAAAACUGUGAAUGAUUUUGUUAAUGCAGCAGAAAUGGUUGCCCCAUAUUGUAAUGGUGUUGAUCUAAAUUGCGGCUGCCCUCAACGUUGGGCAAUAAAAGAAGGAUAUGGAGCUGAUAUGCUUAAGAAACCACAUCUUGUAAAAGACCUAAUAUAUCAAAUUCGAUCUUUCGCACCCAGUCAAAGAGGAAAGCGUCCAUUACUCUCUGAUGUAUCCAAUAAUACAUCUUUUUCUCCAAUUGUGCCGCAAGUACAUCAGGCAAAGAAAAAGGUUUGCCGUAAUAUCAGAGAUGUAAAAAUACCAGAAUGUAAAGCUAUUGCUCUUACAGCUGAUGAUGUUCAAGCGACGCAGGAAGUAAUUUCUGAACAUGAAGAAAAAGUGAAGAAGCUUCUUAGUAAACCAUUCAAGAUACCAAUCCCUGGUUAUCAGCUGUCAGGUCGUGCAUUAGGUACGCAUCUGUCUGGUCCUCGCAGACCGUUACAUGAUCCUGAUGAAGCUAAUGCACUUAUUGUUUAUUCACCACCUAAAUUAUCCGAACACGAUAGACUGAAGUUAGAUCAAUCUAAACAGCUUGUACAUGUCGUGGUAGAUCCUUUAUUAUGUAAUAUUUUAAGACCUCACCAAAGGGAAGGUGUUAAGUUUAUGUAUGAAUGUGUAACAGGAAAACGUAUAGAAGGUGCUUAUGGAUGUAUUAUGGCAGAUGAAAUGGGUCUUGGGAAAACUUUACAAUGCAUAACUCUUUUAUGGACUUUAUUAAAACAAGGACCCGAAGCUAAACCACUUAUAGAGAAGGCUAUUAUUGUUGCACCAAGUUCUUUAGUUAAAAAUUGGUACAACGAGAUUUUUAAGUGGUUAAAAAAUAGAGUACAACCGUUAGCCAUUGAUGGUGGAAAUAAAGCAGAUAUUGAUGUAAAACUUACAGGUUUCAUGAAAACUUACGGUCGUAGGUGCGCUAAUCCUAUUUUAAUAGUGAGCUAUGAAACUUUUCGUUUACAUGCACAUGUUCUCCACCAAGAUGAAGUAGGACUCGUACUAUGUGACGAAGGUCAUCGUUUAAAAAACUCAGAGAAUCAAACAUAUCAAGCGCUUAUAAAUUUGAAGGCUAAAAGAAGAGUGUUACUUAGCGGAACGCCUAUCCAAAAUGAUCUUUUAGAAUAUUUUUCUCUUGUACAUUUUGUCAAUCAAGGAUUAUUAGGAACUGCACAGGAAUUCCGAAAACAAUUUGAAAUACCAAUUUUACGAGGGCAAGAUGCAGCUGCAACGGACGCUGAACGCAAUCUUGCUCAAGAACGUUUAUCAAAAUUAAUAACUAUUGUUAAUAAAUGCCUCAUUAGACGUACUAGCGCUUUACUUUCUAAAUAUUUACCAUUGAAACACGAGCUUGUAGUUUGUAUAAAAAUGGGGAAAUUACAGACUGAUCUUUAUAAAAGUUUUAUACAAAGCGAUAGUAUAAAAAAAUCAAUGGAAGAGGAUUCUGAAGGUUCUAAAAAAGGAAGCAGUCUUUCUGCAAUCACGCUUUUGAAAAAGUUGUGCAAUCAUCCUGAUUUAGUUUAUGAUAAAAUAUUGAAAAAAACCGAAGGAUUUGAAAAUGCUGCAAGCUUGUUGCCAUCGAAUUAUAGUACCAAAGAAAUUUUACCCGAAUUAUCCGGAAAAUUAAUGGUAUUAGAUUGUCUUUUGGCAUCUAUCAAGACAACAACAAAUGAUAAAAUUGUAUUGGUAUCGAAUUAUACACAAACUCUUGACCUCUUCGAAAAACUGUGUCAUAAACGGUGCUAUAAUUACGUUAGACUCGAUGGUACAAUGACUAUCAAAAAAAGGGCGAAAGUAGUAGAAAAGUUUAACAACCAAGACAGCAAUGACUUUAUUUUCAUGCUUAGUUCUAAAGCUGGUGGUUGUGGAUUAAAUCUUAUUGGUGCAAAUCGUCUAGUGAUGUUUGAUCCAGAUUGGAAUCCAGCAAAUGAUGAUCAAGCUAUGGCCAGAGUGUGGAGAGAUGGCCAAAAAAAGCCAUGUUUUGUAUACCGUUUUCUUUGUACUGGUACUAUCGAAGAAAAGAUUUUUCAAAGACAAGCACAUAAAAAGGCCUUAAGUUCAACGGUCGUUGAUCAAGAAGAAGACGUUGCAAGACAUUUUACGUUAAACGAUUUGCGAGAUUUGUUUAAAUUGGAAGAAGAUACGAUAUCAGAUACUCAUGCAAAAUUCAAAUGCAAAAGGUGCAUUAAUGGUAUAGAAGUGACAGGACCACCCGAGCAAUCGGAUUGCAAUUCUGAUUUGUCAGAUUGGAGGCACGCUCAUAAUCCCCGAACUUUGCCAGAUUUAUCACUACGGCAAUGUUGGUCAAGUGGAAUUUCUUUUGUUUUUCAUAAUCGUUCACACGACAAGUAAAAUAAAAUUACAAGUUUUUCUUAUUUUUUCUGUUUACACCGGCACACGAUUCUAUGCAAAAGUUAUUGAAAUGUCCAUUUAAUGCAUAGAAUAUUUAUAAACUAAUUUGCAACCUAAGAAAAGUAUAUCCUUAAACGAAAGCCUUAAAUCCGUUCAAUGUUAAUAUUUGAACCAAUGUUGUUUUGUAAAAAUACGUAACUGUAAUUUAUUGUAAGUAUUAUGUAGUUUUAAAGGAAAGAUCGAACAGUAUGAAAUUUGCACAUACAU